CUCAGUGAAUGGGGCACAGUAUGUGAUGCAUGCUGGGAUAUGAGAGCUGCCAGUGUCCUCUGUAAACAGCUGAAUUGUGGGAUUGCUGUGUCUGUUGUGGGAUCAGACUGGUUUGGAGAGGGAAGUGGUGAAAUCUGGGCUGAUGUGUUUGAUUGUGACGGGAAUGAAACAAAACUCUCCGAAUGUUCAAUCUCUUCAUGGAGUCGAGCUGAACGCUCUCAUAGACGAGAUGUUGGAGUCAUCUGCUCUAACUCAUCUCUGGCUCUUCAUGAGGGUCUGGUGCGGUUGUCUGGAGAGAGUCAGUGUGAGGGGCAGGUGGAAGUUUUGAUCCAGCAGGUCUGGAGGAAGGUUCUGCUGGACUCCUGGAGUCUCACUGAAUCCUCUGUGGUCUGCAGACAGCUGGGCUGUGGCUCUGUGCUCAACUUCUCCGGCUCCUCUUCAUCCAGUCCUGAACACAGUCAUGAGUGUGUGAUGGGCUUCCAGUGCUCUGGGAGUGAAGCUCAUCUGGGGAACUGCAGCUCUCCACAAACUCUCAACUGCAGCUCCACACAACAGCUGUCAAUCACCUGCCUUGGCCGCGGGUCCAUCAGGCUGGUGGGUUCUGGGGGAGACUGUGCAGGGAGGCUGGAGGUUUUUCACAGCGGCUCAUGGGGGACAGUGUGUGACGACUCCUGGGAUAUUAAAGAUGCCCAUGUGGUGUGCAGACAGCUGCAGUGUGGAGUGGCCCUCAGUAACCAGCAGGUACCAGCCUGGUUUGGUCCUGGUUCUGGACCCAUAUGGCUGGAUGAGGUGGAAUGUGAGGGGAAUGAGACGUCCCUGUGGAGCUGCUCUUCUCCAGGCUGGGGAAAACAUGACUGUCGACACAAGGAGGAUGUAGGAGUCAUCUGCUCUGCUCAUGUUCCUCUCAGACUGCGUGGAGGAGACGGCCGGUGCUCUGGGAGGCUGGAGGUGUAUCAUAACACUGUGUGGGGCUCAGUCUGUGAUGAUCUCUGGGACAUCAGCGAUGCUCAGGUGGUCUGCAGGCAGCUGGGUUGUGGAGCAGCACUGAGGGCUGAUGGGAAUUCAGCCUUUGGUGCUGGUGAAGGUGUUGUGUGGCUGAACAGAGUCCAGUGCAGAGGGAAUGAGCUUCACCUGUGGAACUGUCCUCUCUCCCUGAACAACCACACUGACUGCUCCUACAAAGAGCACGCUGGACUCACCUGUGCAGACUUGCCGGAUAUAUCAGUGUCCACUACUCCUGCCACAUCAACAUCAUCUUCUGCUGCAGUUUCUCAGACAGUGAGCUCAACAUCAGUCUCUCCUCCACAAACUGGUCCAGAAACUCUCCCAGUCCCCCCAGUGCUGCUGAUUGUACUGGGAGUUGUGCUCUUACUGCUCUUAGUGCCGCUGCUUAUACUGAUUCAGCAGAACAGAGUGAUGAGGAGAGGUAGGAGAGAUCCAGAGACUGUCAUAUUGUGUCUUCUUCAGUGUGUGAUCAGUCAUGUGUUGUGUAAAGAUGUGCUUUCUGAACAACAGCAUUCUGGGUAUGAAGAUGCUGAUGACCUUCUUUCAGCUGGACCUCACUCCUAUGAUGACAUCUCAAUUGAUGGCCCUGGAGAUGACUUACCAGAAAACUAUGAUGAUGUCAUUGUCGUGCGGCAACUCUCCAACGAUAAAGCAGAGAGUGAUGAGGAUUAUAGUGAUCUAGAUGUCAGGGAGUAUGCAAGUGACAUGUUUGGUUAUGAUGAUGUGGGGGAAGAACCAGAAAAACAGGAAGCAAAUGUGCCAGACUUUGACGCUGUAUCUAAACUCAAGUGUUUACCACAAUCGCUCUUCUCAUGUCAGAUAAUCUCACGAGAGGUUGUAGAGGAGAUGAAGAUGAAGAGCUGUCUGACAGUCCUUUUGAUGUCUACAGUUGUUACACUCCCCAAUGAAGGUAAGAGCAUCCAGUUCCAGAAAUGUAUACAAAAAAUGUCUUUCCCUUUCUUGUGUACAGGGGAAGUGAGAUUAGUUGGUGGUAACAGCCCCUGUGCUGGUCGAGUAGAGGUGUAUCAUAAAGGUCAGUGGGGAACAGUCUGUGAUGAUGGCUGGGACCUAAAUGAUGCUAAAGUGGUUUGUAAAGAACUGGGCUGUGAUAAAGCAUUACGUGCUGCUGGCCUUGCUCGCUUUGGAUGGGGAUCAGGACCAAUCUGGAUGGGUGCAGUUAAUUGUACAGGAUCAGAGUCAAGACUGAAGGAUUGUAAAUCAAGGAGGAGGGGUGUAAGUAACUGUAAACACGAUGAAGAUGCUGGAGUUGUCUGUUUGGGUAAGUUGGCUGGUCGCCUUCCCAGACUCAUAAAUGGACCUCAUCUGUGUGCUGGGAGAUUAGAGAUACAAAACAUAAAGACGUGGAUGUCAGUGUGUGAUGUUGGCUUUGACCAGCAGGAUGCAGAGGUUGUGUGUAGAGAGCUGGACUGUGGGGUUCCUGUACAGGUGCUGAGAGCUGCUGCUUUUGGUAAAGUAGAAUCUCAGAUGUGGACACAUGAGAUUCACUGCAGAGGAAAUGAGUCUCACCUGGUUUUCUGUCCUGCGUUCAAGUCUUCACACUGUACCCUUGAAAAUGCUGUAGGAGUAAUAUGCUCUGGUUAAGUAACAUUUGA
This is a messenger RNA of Danio rerio (zebrafish), 2618 nucleotides long. The record is from RefSeq and is a predicted model, not a curated record. NCBI's taxonomy places the organism in Eukaryota, Metazoa, Chordata, Actinopteri, Cypriniformes, Danionidae.